AACGAAUACAUGAAGAUCAAUGAUGAGGCCAGACAGUUGAAGGUUGAAAAUUCUAAACUUUUUUUCCAAUAUGCUUGCGCAGAGACUUCUCUCGCCAAAUAUAAAGCUGAAUGUUAUGCAAAAUCGGAAGAAGUGAAAUUGCUUCAAUCUUGGUGGCGAAAAAAUAAUGAGCCAGAGAGCUCUAGUGCUUCUUCAGAACAAAUCAUACCCACUACUAUUUCUAAAGAAAAAAUUUCAUUAGGUG
Messenger RNA from Dentiscutata erythropus, 244 nucleotides. Lineage: Eukaryota; Fungi; Glomeromycota; Glomeromycetes; Diversisporales; Gigasporaceae. The record is from the annotation of a GenBank genome assembly.